Helobdella robusta is the source of this 414-nucleotide messenger RNA. RefSeq lists its product as hypothetical. The transcript is spliced from 2 exons. Lineage: Eukaryota; Metazoa; Annelida; Clitellata; Rhynchobdellida; Glossiphoniidae. Bases 1 to 414 code for a protein of 137 amino acids. The record is from RefSeq and is a predicted model, not a curated record.
AUGAUAGGGGAGACCAAGGCUGAAGCUAAGGAGCUGUUAAACAAUUAUUACGGUUCUAUAUUCACACAUGAAAAAGAAGAAAAAAUACCAGUAGCUAAAUAUAAUUCUAACUGGAACAUUUUUGGCAAGGAGUUCAGAAUUACAGAAACGGAAGUUGUAUUUGAACUUGGACAAUUGAAGAAGGACAAAAGUCCAGGAAUUAAUGAGUUUUUUAGAGUUAUACGAGUUUAUCAAGUUUUAUCGAGUUAUUUGAGUUAUAUCGAGUUAUACGAGUCAUACGAGUUAAACGAGUCUAUCGAGUUCAUCGAGAUCACUGAGUUAUAUCGAGUAAUAUCGAAUUAUACGAGUUUUAUGGAGUUAUACAAGUUAAACGAGUCUAUCGAUUUCAUCAAGUUCAUCGAGUUAUACGAGUGA